This is a messenger RNA of Saccostrea cuccullata (small rock oyster), 2974 nucleotides long. RefSeq lists its product as uncharacterized. Bases 549 to 2357 code for a protein of 602 amino acids. The record is from RefSeq and is a predicted model, not a curated record. The transcript has 9 exons. Lineage: Eukaryota; Metazoa; Mollusca; Bivalvia; Ostreida; Ostreidae.
AAAAUGUACUAAAUUUACUCCCCUUUAUAAACUUGUAACGCUUCAUUCUACAUAUAUCACAACAUGACAAAUAUGUCUCCGAUCCCGAUGAAGACACAUUUUUAAAAAAUAUUGUGGGAAUUUGUGGGAUUCUCUAGAGAAUCAUUUUACUCAUGAAAAAAUCAUUAAAUAUGUUAAAAAUCGUUAGAAGUACUUAAUUGUACUUAACACUAGAUCUUAAAUGAAUAUAUGAAAACUUUCGCAUAUGUUGUGCUAUUCAGGCGUAACAAAAAAAUAUGUUUGUUUACGGUUACCCGACCGACCCUAAUUUUAAUCGCCGACCCAAACUUUUUUUUCGUCUAAAAAUCCGGAAGUUACUGGCCGGUCAGUUUAACUUUUACAUUCAUCUUUGAAAUCGAAAUUGAAAGUACAGAAACAAAACAAGUUAGUUCAAUUUCUACAUCAACGAGUUUGUUGCAAUUUGCUUACCAUUGCGUGGCAGUUGCAGGGGUGUGCAACUAGCAUUGCCCAACACCCGGACCUAUCGUUUUUUGGGGGCACGCAAAAGAAUGAAGAAAUCUGGGGGGUGUCUAGAGAGCAAGGAAACCAGCAUCGAUACUAUCCACCAAGUUAAAGACCUGAGGUGUUGCAUGGAACUUUGCUUAGAGAAGUUAGACGUGAAGACUAUUGAGCAAGCCAGGAGAGACUUUUACAUGAAGAAACGAGAUGAGCAGACAGAAUUCAUCUUCAAUAGUCUUCGCUGCAGUUAUGCUCAUGUUGAAAAAGGAAGCAAAGUAACUUUCGUGGCAUUUGGAGUAAGACUGUGUCAGACUGGAUGGAGAGCUCUCUAUGGCGUUAAACCUAGGAGGUAUUGGAUAAUAAAGGCAAAAGUGAAGGAAGGAUGUCAGUCACUGGAUACUGAGGAUGGAAGAAGUGGACAGAAAUUUGCCAGUGAGAUGUAUUUACAGGCCAAAACGUACGUCGAAACCACUGCUGUGAGAUAUGGUGACCAACAGCCUGACUGCAGAGAAGUCCACCUUCCAUGUUGCCUAAACAAGACAAUUGCAUAUGAAGACUACCUAAAAACAUUUCAAGACAGAGGUCUGCAUUGUGUGUCCAAACGAAGCUUCUACAGAAUAUGGAGAGAACAUUUCAACAAUGUUAAAGUCAGAAAGUUUCAGAAGUUUUCCAAGUGUAAUGAGUGCACAACUUUUAGGGAGGCACUUUCUCAGAAGCUCACCAAGGAAGAAAGACUGAGGCUACAGGCUCAACGACAAAUUCAUUUGAAAUUUCAAGAAUUAUCAAGAGAAAAGUACUACAAGCACAGAAGCAAGAGCAGAGAGAAUCCAGCUAAAUACACCAGUCUGAUAAUAGACAACAUGGAUCAAUCUAAGACCAACUUACCAAGAUUUCCAGAGAAUUUCAAGAGUGAGACGGGACUGACGCACAUUCAUCACCAUGUGACGGGUGUUUUGAACCAUGGCAUCAACAAAUCCUAUGUGUAUACCUGGACGGAUCAGUUUUCCUCUGACUGUAACAUAACACUGAACUGCUUGAUGCUAGUCUUGAAAGAUACAGCAAUGAUUAACAAUGGAUCACUGCCUCCAGUAUUGUACCUGCAAGCAGACAACUCCCCAAAGGAUAACAAAAACAAGUUUGUUAUCAUGUUCCUGGCAAUGCUGGUUAAAGCUGAUAUAUUGAAGAAGAUAAAGCUGACAUUCCUGAUGGUGGGCCACACCCACGAAGACAUUGAUCAGAUGUUCAGCUGCAUCAGCAGGGAGGCCCACACACAGAAGAUCAUUACACUGACACAUCUUCAUGAGAUGGUGGAGAAAAGCUUCUGUCCAAAACCAGAGGUCCAGCACCUAGACAAUCUCUGGGAUUUCAGGGGGAUGACAUCCAUGGAGAGAAGUCUACGGGGAAUAAAGGAGCCUCAUGUCUUCAAGAUUUCCAAGAAGUCCGGGAGAGUGAUGCUGUCAUACAAAGACUGGCCCAUCUCCCAAGAGGUAUAUCGUGAUGUUGAUCUUCAUGACUUGGUGCCAGGAUUUGCAGAUGGGCCAGAUGUGGUCGAGCCAAAUUUCACGAAGAUCAACAGCAUCACCGAAGACAUGAGGCGGGAUCUCCCUAGGUGGGCAGAGACUGGAAGGUUCACAGCUUCUGAAGUGGACUGGUGGACCUCCUAUCUGACAUCAAUGCAGAAGAAGAAGGAGGACCGCCCCUUGCCGAUCGCCCCAUCUACCCUGCCAAGGUACAGUGCCCUGCCUAGAACAGAGUCCGUGUUGGAGACGAAUCUACAUGGAGCCAUCAACCGACACAUGGAGAGGCUUCAACGUUCUAGCAGGGUACAGGUCAGUGGUAGGGGAGUCCAACAUUCCUAGGCCAAAUUGUGAUGAUCAGGAACAAAGAGUUCCUCUUACAAAACUGAAAAUCAUGUGAAUACUCGCAUUUAUGUAAAAGCAUCAUGGUCUUGUAUUUAUUUAUUUCUCAAAUUGUUAGAUUGAUUUGAAUGCACCAAAAUAUUCUAUAUUUUUGUUGACAAUGUAUUUAUCAAAAAUAGUCUUGUGACUGAUGUCUAUUAUUGUGACUUGUAUUUAUUUAUUUUUCAAAUUAUUAGAUUGAAUUGAAUACACCAGAAUAUUCUAUAUUUUUGUUUACAUUGUAGUUAUCAAAAAUAGUCUUGUGACUGAUGUCUUUAUUGUGAUGUUUCAUAAAAGGUGCAAUUGUCCAACAGGCCAAUCAAUUUUAUGGCUUAUGCACUUGUGUAUUUAUUUUUAUAUAAUGAAUAUUUAUUGAAUACAAUAUGAUUGUACCUUUCCAUGCAAAUCAUUAUUAAAGUUGACAUAUUAUGUGUAGUCACUAUUGGUAGAGAUGUUCAGGCUAAUUUAAUUGAAGAAAAGUUUGUAAAUUAUUUUUAUUUUUCCGAUAUUUAAAAUAUUUUUAUGGUCACACUUUCUAUGUAUUUGUAGAAUAAGAGAUUUUUUUCAACAAGGAUAAG